AUGAUUACAAAUACUUUAACAUCAAGACUAUCAUUAUUAUCAACAACCAUUGCAAAGAAUAGUAGUAGAUUGCAAUAUGUAAUCAAACAACAACCAAAACAACAAUACUAUUCUUCAUCUUCUUCAUCAUCAUAUAUUACAUCUUCAUCUUUAUUGUUUAACAAAUGGAAUACCAAUAAAGUAACAUCUACAUUCAAUAAUACAUCAUCACCACCUACAUUAUCAAGUUCAAUAUCCAAUUCAUACUUUUAUAGAUACUUUACCAAUUCUAAAGUAUUAUUACAACAAAACAACAACAAGAGUGAAGAUGAAGGUUCAAAUCAACCAACAACAAAUAUUGAAACCAAUGUUGUUGGUAGAGGUAUGGAUAAAGAGGUAGCAUUCUAUGCCGAAGAAGAUCCAAAUAUUCAAUCUGUAUACAAUGACCAAGGUAUCAAAGUUGAACCAAGAUACUAUAUCGAAUUUACAUGCACAUACAAAGGUCCUGAAAUGAAAGAGGAAUGUGGAUAUAGAUCAAAAAAGACAUUUUCAAAACAUGCCUAUCAUAAAGGUGUAGUUAUUAUUAAAUGUGAAGGUUGUGAAAAAUUACAUUUAAUUGCAGAUCAUCUUGGUUGGAGUGGAUAUGAUGGAGGAAAAACAAUUGAAGAAUGGAUGGAACAAAAAGGUGUUCCCAUUCAAAGAUAUAUGAUUGAACAAGAUAAAUCAUCAGAUGAUGUAGAUGAACAACCAAAAUCAUUGGGUGGAACUAAUGAUAACAACAAUAAUAAUAAUAAUAGUGGAAACUCAAAACAAUAA
Messenger RNA from Cavenderia fasciculata, 795 nucleotides. Its product is annotated as Zim17-type zinc finger-containing protein. The record is from RefSeq and is a predicted model, not a curated record. Gene Ontology annotation, biological process: protein folding; protein stabilization; protein import into mitochondrial matrix. Lineage: Eukaryota; Evosea; Eumycetozoa; Acytosteliales; Cavenderiaceae. Gene Ontology annotation, cellular component: mitochondrion. The transcript has 2 exons. Gene Ontology annotation, molecular function: protein-folding chaperone binding; zinc ion binding. The coding region runs from base 1 to 795 and encodes 264 amino acids.